Molecule: messenger RNA, 807 nt
Organism: Vombatus ursinus (common wombat)
Lineage: Eukaryota; Metazoa; Chordata; Mammalia; Diprotodontia; Vombatidae
Gene: TSGA13
Product: testis specific 13
Exons: 7
Coding region: 1-807 (268 amino acids)
Source: RefSeq, a predicted model, not a curated record
AUGAAUCGACCAGUUUUUGCUGAUCAUAAAUUACUUGUGAAUAAUAAACAGAGAAGAAAAUUGAUGUACCUCGGGGGAGAGACCAGCUUGGGAGAAGAAAAAGUGCAAAAAUGUGAUGAAGAGAAGUCAAAGUUUGUCUUAAGAAACCUUGAACACUACACAAUCCACCCAAAUUUGAUCCAGUAUUAUGAGCCUCUCAAGGUCACAGAAUCGCACAAGUUAUUGGGUAGAAAUCGAAAAAUAAAAAGAUUCACGUCCCGAGUGACAGAAUUUGACCAGAAUAAGACGUUAUUGAUUAUGACCAACAACCCACCUCCUAACCCACUCAAUUGGCAAGGAAAGGACAACCCACCCUGCCACUUUUCCCAGGAGCUGCUUCACGAGCCGCAGGAGCAAAGGAAAAUUACAAGUCACACUGGUCUCCCUGUGAUGAAGAAGAAAUUAAAGACUGAAGCCAGGACUCCUUUUCCUGUAAUAAUAUUGGAGGAUGCUAAACCUAAGUGGGAGCAGUGGUACAGGUUUUCCACCAAGGCUGAUUUCAAGAGUGAAGCCAAGUUUUCAAAGUUCCAUGCCCUAAAGAAGCAACAGGAAGAGUAUCCUGAACUUUCCUUUGUUCCAGAUUUUAGGUCAGCGGCCAGGGACCAGGCGACCGGACGGAAGGUUUCCACGGUAACCUGGGAGCCGUUGACCCUCGCUACCCUCCUGGAAGAGAAGCCCACGCUGACGGUGCCCUUGCCAGGAGACAGCCCCUUCCGCUACGGGAGGGCCACGCAGUGGUUCACAGACAGGACCACAGUUCCUGACUGA